GGGCUUUCCCUUCACUUGCUAUCACAUUCCAUUAUUUCACUUCACACCAAAAUCAAAAAACACUUACAUUCUUUUAACUGUAAAAUUUCCCAUUUCUUUCAAAUCUUUGGGUUUCUAUAAAUGGUGAAGAAAGUUGAGAAGACGACGGCGGUGGAAUCAUCUCCGGCGCCGCCGCUAUGUAAAAAGAAGUACAAGGGUGUCAGAAUGAGGAGCUGGGGUUCAUGGGUAUCGGAAAUUCGAGCGCCAAAUCAAAAGACGAGAAUUUGGUUAGGGUCUUAUUCAACUCCGGAGGCAGCGGCGCGUGCAUACGACGCGGCACUUUUAUGUCUCAAAGGCGCCUCCGCUAGCCUCAACUUCCCAGAAAUUGCUAACUCCAUUCCAUUUUCCGACAACAACCGUCACUUCCGCCGUCACCUCCACCACAUUGAUACCUCCGACGACGCCAUUAUGUCUCCCAAAUCAAUCCAACGUGUCGCCGCCGCCGCCGCCAACGGCUUCCCGGAAAAUUUCGGCGCUGUCGUCACUCCUCCGUCUUCCGCCGUCUCGUCACCGUCGAUGUCCUCCACGCCGUCCGAUCAGCCUGAUGAUGACGUGUCGGUCAUCGUGACAUCCGAGAGUUUUUACGAUCAAUUCGAUCACCCGACGAUUGAAAUGGAAUCUUGGUGUAAUUACUUUGAUGCCCUUCAGUCACCGAAGUACAUUGACCAAACUUGGUUCGAUUUCGAUUCAAUGCCUGAGGCUAAAAUCGACCAAUUUUACGAAGAAGAAACCGACAUCAGAUUGUGGAGCUUCUGCUGAAGGGAAAAAAAACCAUAAGAACUCGAAAUUAUCGUUAGUUAACUCUACAUUAUAUUAUAUUUAUUUUUCUUUUAAAUUUAAAAUCUUCGUAAAUUGCUUGAAGAUAUUACUGACCGUGACAAAAAUAUAUAUAUAUUUCUUUCUUUUUAGUGUGAUUAAUUCAUAGGUGAAUUUAACCAGCGAAUUCACAUGAGAUUGGACUUUUUUUCCCCAAAUUAAUCUCUGUGGAAGUUGGUUUUAUGAUGUAAAACGUUUAUGUAUUUUUGUAAUGAGUAAUCGUUGUUAUUAAUUGUUGAUUAUAUUAUAAUUAUUA
Messenger RNA from Benincasa hispida (wax gourd), 1111 nucleotides. Lineage: Eukaryota; Viridiplantae; Streptophyta; Magnoliopsida; Cucurbitales; Cucurbitaceae. The record is from RefSeq and is a predicted model, not a curated record.